This is a messenger RNA of Brassicogethes aeneus, 3036 nucleotides long. NCBI's taxonomy places the organism in Eukaryota, Metazoa, Arthropoda, Insecta, Coleoptera, Nitidulidae. The record is from the annotation of a GenBank genome assembly.
CGUCGGUUGAAGUUUUCUGCGUUAUUUCUAUAAAUGUUUCUGUGUUAUUUUUAAGUGUUUUAUUGAAUGAGAUACGAAAAAUUUCGUAAAUUUAUUUGACCUUUAAGUAUCAGCUGUUUACCGUGUCACUUUUUGACAAAACAGGACAGUUAAUAAACUGCACAAUUUUAAUUGCUACGUGACGAGCUACUUAUAAACAAUGGCUGGGAACAACCCUUACAACAAAUUACUGAAGAACCAUAAUAUAGGGGGAAAGGAUUACACAUUUUAUGAUCUUAAAUCUUUUGGAGAAAAAUAUGAUCGUCUACCAUAUUCAAUCAGGAUUCUCCUGGAAUCUGCUGUCAGAAAUUGCGAUAAUUUCCAAAUUAAAGAGAAAGAUGUUGAGAAUAUCUUGAAUUGGGAACAAAAUUCAACUGUUGAAGGGGGUAUUGAAAUCCCUUUUAAGCCUGCUCGAGUAAUUUUACAAGAUUUCACAGGGGUGCCAGCGGUGGUGGAUUUUGCUGCUAUGAGAGAUGCAGUAAAAACUUUGGGGGGCGAUCCGAAAAAAAUUAACCCCAUCUGUCCCGCAGAUCUGGUUAUCGAUCAUUCCAUACAAGUAGAUUUUAUUAGAACAACUGACGCUUUGCAAAAAAAUCAAGACAUGGAGUUCGAGAGGAACAAAGAGAGGUUUAUGUUUUUGAAAUGGGGUGCCAAAGCUUUUAAUAACAUGUUGAUUGUGCCACCUGGUAGUGGUAUUGUUCACCAAGUAAAUUUGGAGUAUCUUGCAAGGGUAGUUUUUACUGGAAAGGAUGAACCAAUGCUGUACCCAGAUACUGUUGUUGGUACCGAUUCCCACACCACCAUGAUCAAUGGUCUGGGAGUUUUGGGGUGGGGUGUCGGCGGCAUUGAAGCUGAAGCUGUCAUGUUGGGCCAAGCGAUUAGCAUGCUACUACCGGAAGUGGUUGGUUACAAACUUCACGGGGAACUGGGGCCAUACGUUACAUCCACCGAUUUGGUCCUAACAAUAACGAAACAUUUGAGGCAACUUGGUGUGGUUGGAAAGUUUGUGGAGUUCUAUGGGCCUGGAGUUUCAGCUUUGUCCAUUGCUGAUAGGGCUACAAUUGCCAAUAUGAGCCCUGAAUAUGGAGCGACUGUGGGAUUUUUCCCCGUGGAUGAAAAUUCCUUACUGUACCUUAAACAAACAAGUCGUACCGAAGAACAAGUGAAACUAAUUGAAGCUUACCUGGUCGCCACCAAACAGCUGCGCGAUUUUAACUGCGAAGAGUGCGACGAACCAGCCUUCACGAGAACCGUCGCAUUGGAUUUGGCAACGGUGGUUUCCUCGGUGAGCGGUCCGAAAAGACCUAACGACAGAGUUUCCGUCUCCGAUAUGAAGAAGGAUUUCCACGAUUGUCUGACCAACAAGGCUGGAUUCAAAGGCUUCGGCAUUCCCGAAAACAAACUAAGUACCAAAGCCAACUUUAUGUUUGACGGCAAGCAAUACACCAUAACUCACGGUAGCGUCAUAAUAGCCGCCAUAACCUCUUGUACCAACACCAGCAAUCCUAGCGUCAUGUUAGGAGCAGGUAUGUUGGCCAAAAAUGCCGUGGAAGCCGGCUUAACCGUCGCCCCCUACAUAAAAACAAGUCUAAGUCCCGGAUCGGGAGUCGUCACCUACUACCUAAAAGAGUCCGGGGUUAUUCCGGCUCUCGUGCAACUUGGUUUCGAGAUUGUAGGUUAUGGUUGCAUGACUUGUAUCGGCAACAGCGGCGGGCUUGAUGAGAACAUCGCUGAUGCCAUCGAGAAGAACGAUUUGGUUUGUUGCGGCGUCUUGUCCGGAAACAGGAAUUUCGAAGGCAGAAUUCAUCCGAACACCAGGGCCAACUAUUUGGCCAGCCCUUUGUUGGUUAUAGCCUAUGCUAUUGCCGGCAGAGUGGAUAUUGACUUUGAGAAAGAACCUCUGGGCAAACGCGCGGACGGCAUGCCGAUCUUCCUGAAGGAAAUCUGGCCGACGCGCGCCGAAAUCCACGCCGUCGAGCAGAAGCACGUCAUCCCCGCCAUGUUCCAGGAAGUGUACAGCCGCAUCCAAGAGGGCUCGUCCAACUGGCAGACCCUGGUCGCGCCGGCCGGACAACUGUACCCGUGGUCCGACGAGUCCACCUACAUAAAAAGGCCGCCGUUCUUCGACGGCAUGACGAGAGACCUGCCCACCAGGCCGCCGAUCAAGGACGCCAGGGUUUUGUGCUACUUCGGGGACUCCGUGACCACCGAUCACAUCAGUCCUGCCGGCUCGAUCGGCAGGACGAGUCCCGCCGCCAAGUUUCUGGCCAUGAGCGGCAUAACGCCGAGAGAGUUUAACUCGUACGGCUCCCGAAGGGGUAACGACGCCAUCAUGGUCAGGGGCACUUUCGCCAACAUCAGGCUGGUGAACAAGUUUAUGUCGAAGCCGGGCCCUAAAACGAUCUAUUUUCCUACCAACGAGGAAGUGGACAUUUUCGAGGCUUCCGAACGUUACAGGAACAACAACACGCCGCUAAUCGUCCUUGCCGGCAAGGAUUACGGUUCGGGAUCCAGCAGAGACUGGGCCGCUAAAGGGCCUCACCUUCUGGGUAUAACAGCAGUAAUAGCUGAAUCCUUCGAGAGGAUUCACCGCUCCAACUUGGUGGGUAUGGGCAUAGUGCCCCUGCAGUUCCGCGACGGUCAAACGGCGGAAUCUCUCGGUUUAAGCGGCAAAGAAAUCUACGACAUCGAAUUGGGCUCCGAUCUGAAGCCCGGUCAAACGGUUAAGGUUAAAACAAACUCCGGUAAAAACUUCGAGGUAACUCUGAGGUUUGACACGGAGGUCGACUUGCUCUUCUACAAAAACGGAGGUAUUUUGAAUUACAUGAUUAGACAGAUGUUGGUCUAAAGAGGUAACUGCUUAUAUUUAUUUUUUUUUACAAUUAAAUUGGCGAUGAAUGGGUCCUAUUUUAACGGCUUAUUUACUUAGACAUAUAUUUUAUAAAUAUACUUUUAUACUUGUGUUAUAAGGUGACAGCAAUAAAGAAAACAAAAUUA